CAGCCAACAACUUGGAAAGCUCUGAACAUCAAACCCCUUACUUUUCGAAACAUUGGAAUGGAAUGAGCAACAUACAUCUCCAUCAAACAUCUCAAUUAGAUUUCGGAUGACGAGGAUGUUUGCGUCACCAUGGCGCCCCAGCAGAAGUUCCAAAUUACAUCUGGUAGUAAAGAAUACAUCAACAGGACCAUUCAAGUAUUAACGCCUGCCUUCCAAAACGACCCGGUCUUCGCAUGGCUCCUACACAAUUAUCCCCUGUCUAAACACCAGUCUGUUCUCGCAAAGCUUUUCCGGGCUUUCUUCACUCAGGCCUCGCUUAAUAAAGCGAUAUUUAUCGAGGUAGACGACUUUUCCUGUUGCAGCGUUCUCAUACCACCAGGAGCGAGUCUUGAUAAUCCGCGGACCCUGUUGAGAGCAGGACUGAUCCCAGCCCUUUUUACUAUAGGCCCGGGAUCAUUUAAGCGGUCUAUGUUUGAGUACUCCAGCGGCGCUGAGCCUAUGAUAGAAAAGGCCUUGACCAAGGAGGAGCAGAAGAACCACUGGUAUGUCUUCAUUAUGGGGACAGCAGUGGACCGUCGUCGACAAGGCUUUGCGAGCUCGUUACUUGUACACAUGCAAGAACGUGCCACAAGUGACGGGCGACCUCUAUGGCUCGAGGCUACCACACCAAAUUCUCGAAACCUUUAUUCUAAACAUGGCUUCGUGACUGUCGGCGAAGUAGUUCUAGGGAAAGGCAAAGUCGGUCCUGACGGCUUGGCGAGAAAAGGUGGGCAGGGGAUUACGAUUUGGUCCAUGUACUGGAGACCCUCAAGUUAGAAGAUAUCUAACUGGGUAGUGUCUGAUACCCUCAUUGAGUGGAUGUAGUGAACCGCUAUAAUACGCGUCUAUAGAUAUUGGUUCGUCAGUGGACUGAUGAUUAGGUACUUUUCCGCUUCUCCCUA
Molecule: messenger RNA, 941 nt
Organism: Annulohypoxylon truncatum
Lineage: Eukaryota; Fungi; Ascomycota; Sordariomycetes; Xylariales; Hypoxylaceae
Exons: 3
Coding region: 130-816 (228 amino acids)
Molecular function (GO): acyltransferase activity, transferring groups other than amino-acyl groups
Source: RefSeq, a predicted model, not a curated record